AUGAACCAGGGGACAGCCGGGACAGGGGCACCCAGACUAGAUGGGAGCAGUUCUCUCACGGGCCUUUUCCUACAGGUGAUUGCCUUCUUAGCAAUAGUCAUGGGAACCCACACCCUCAGUGUUCCGCCUAAGGACUGCAGCCACUGGCCCAGCUGCUUCCCCAUCAAAGGACAGGACUCCACUGAAGACCUGCUGAAGUUGAACACUGUGCUCCUGCCUCCCCGAGAGAUUGGUGGCCACACACACCACACAGGAUCCUGCAGGGCCAGCGAAGACGGACCCCUCAACAGCAGGUCCAUCUCCCCCUGGAGAUAUGAGUUGGACAGGGACUUGAACCGGCUCCCCCAGGACCUGUACCACGCCCGUUGCCUGUGUCCACACUGCGUCAGCCUACAGACAGGCUCUCACGUCGACCCCCUGGGCAACUCGGAGCUGCUCUACCACAACCAGACCGUCUUCUACCGCCGGCCGUGCCCUGGAGAACAGGGCGCCCAUAACGGCUACUGCCUGGAACGUAGGCUCUACCGUGUCUCCUUGGCUUGCGUGUGUGUGCGGCCCCGAGUGAUGGCCUAG
Molossus molossus (Pallas's mastiff bat) is the source of this 573-nucleotide messenger RNA. It is a transcript of the gene IL25, whose product is annotated as interleukin 25. Gene Ontology annotation, cellular component: extracellular region. NCBI's taxonomy places the organism in Eukaryota, Metazoa, Chordata, Mammalia, Chiroptera, Molossidae. Gene Ontology annotation, molecular function: cytokine activity. The transcript is spliced from 3 exons. The coding region runs from base 1 to 573 and encodes 190 amino acids. The record is from RefSeq and is a predicted model, not a curated record.